Cricetulus griseus (Chinese hamster) is the source of this 689-nucleotide messenger RNA. The record is from RefSeq and is a predicted model, not a curated record. NCBI's taxonomy places the organism in Eukaryota, Metazoa, Chordata, Mammalia, Rodentia, Cricetidae.
GGACCAGGAUGGCAGAUGCGCGCAGGUACCGGCAGGUUCCCGGCCGGCGUUGAGAAGGCGUUACCCAAUGGCGAUUUCGUAUGGCGUCUCUGUCCCGCCCCCUGCGCCCUUGCCUUACUUCCGCUUCCGGCGCGCCGGUGUAAUUCCAAGAGGGUGGCUGCCUGGGGUGCGUCUCGGAUGUCUGGGCUGCUGAGCCGGGCCCUCCCGCGGGUGGGACGGCCCAUGUCGAGUGGCGCCCACGGCGAGGAGGGUUCAGCUCGCAUGUGGAAGGCUCUCACCUACUUCGUGGCGCUGCCUGGGGUGGGAGUGAGCAUGCUCAACGUCUUCCUGAAGUCGCGACACGCGGAGCACGAGAGACCCGAGUUCGUCGCCUACCCGCACCUCCGCAUCAGGACCAAGCCCUUCCCCUGGGGAGAUGGUAACCAUACCCUCUUUCACAACCCUCAUGUGAACCCACUUCCGACUGGCUAUGAAGAUGAGUAAAGAGAACCUGGACUAUCCCCCAGGCAACAAGGGACCACAGCACUGGUUUGGACCAUUACUCUGUGUGUGGACCACGAAAGCACAUGGGGCGCUAAGCUCAUCUGUCCUUGUAUCAAAUUGGUGACCGUUACACCAAUCUUCCACCAUCCCUUUGCUUGUAAGAGGAGAUGGCUUGAAUAAAUAACUUAAACUUACAUUGUUCAUGA